Cordyceps militaris CM01 is the source of this 1242-nucleotide messenger RNA. RefSeq names its product aldose 1-epimerase. Gene Ontology annotation, biological process: glucose metabolic process; beta-D-galactose catabolic process via UDP-galactose, Leloir pathway. The record is from RefSeq and is a predicted model, not a curated record. Gene Ontology annotation, molecular function: aldose 1-epimerase activity; carbohydrate binding. The coding region runs from base 1 to 1242 and encodes 413 amino acids. The transcript has 2 exons. Lineage: Eukaryota; Fungi; Ascomycota; Sordariomycetes; Hypocreales; Cordycipitaceae.
AUGAAGAUUGGCUCCCAUCUCACUGGCCUCGCUGCAGCCGUCGCGCUGCCCUGGCUCGCCUCAGCCGCGACCAGCACCAACUCGACGUCCGGCCCGGACAAGGACGGCAAGUACUGGAUCGAGGGCGACGGCCUGCGCGCCGCUUUUAUCCCCUACGGGGCCACCGUCUCCAACGUGCUUCUCAAGGACAAGCGCGGCGUCGAGCGCGACAUUGUCGCUGGCUGGGACAAUGCCACCUACUAUGGCGAGGACAAGCUUCACCCGCACUUUGGCGGCGUCCCCGGGCGCUACGCCAACCGCAUCAAGAACAGCACCUUUGCCAUAGACGGUAAAACAUACCACGUAAAGGCCAACGAGAACCCGACGCCCAAUCACCCGGACGGCGUCGACACGCUGCACGGCGGGCCAGACGGCUGGGACUGGCGCAACUUUACUGUUGUAUCCCACACCAGCAACAGCAUUACGUUUAUGAUUCUCGACCCUGACGGCAAGGAGGGCUUCCCUGGCGAGGUCAUCUCGUACAUCACCUACACGCUGCAGGGCAUGGACUGGCACAUCAAGAUGAUUGCCCUCGCGACCACCAAGAAGACGCCCAUAAUGCUCAGCAGCCACACCUACUGGAACCUCGAUGGCUUCGCCAACAGUGAGACCAGCACGGCUCUCAACCACACGCUGCACCUGCCCUACAGCGGCCAGCGCGUCGCGGUGGACAAUAUCCUCAUCCCCACUGGCGAGUUUUGGUCCAACAAGAACGGCUCGGUCAACGAUUUCUGGAGCGAGCCCCGGCAGAUUGGCCAUGCCAUGGGCGAAAAGGACCUCGUCAACAACUGCGGCUUCAACUGUACUGGUUACGACAAUUGCUUCCUCGUCAACCGAGACCACCUCGGCCCCUACGACUGGCGCAACGAGGGUCCCGUCGCCCGCCUCGCUUCCCAGUGGUCUGGCAUCGAGAUUGACGUUUACACCGACCAGCAGGCCUUUCAAAUCUACAGCUGCAACGGCAUGGACGGUAGUGUCGCUCUCAAGAAGACACAGGGUUUCAAGGAUAACAAGGACUUUCCACGCACCAUUCCUCAGUACGGCUGCGUCGUCAUGGAAGUACAGGACUACAUUGACGGCAUCAACAACCCCGAGUGGAUGCGCGGCAACCGUCAGAUAUUUGGGCCCGGCGACGACCCGUAUGUUCUCCAGGCUACGUACAAGUUCAAGGUCCACAAGGACGAGGACGAGUCGAGUGCCUGA